AUGUUUGGUUCGGGAUGUGGGAGCAAUGAUUGCAUGAAUGAAGAUAUGGCUUGUGUAGUUGUCGUGCUUGGAAUCGGAUGUUUAGGAGCUGCUUGUUGUUGUGUGAAAGGGUGCAACGAGUUGGGAGAGAACCCGGACUCUCGCCGUGGCUGGUGGUGCGUGUUGCUUGGCUUCCUCGUGAUGUUGGGAACACUUUGUGCAGCCGUAUUUGUGCUUCUUUAUCUCACACAUCACAAAACUGAAAGUCCUUCUUCAUGGGCAUCAACUGAGCCAUCGAAUUCCACUAAUUUCCCUAGUAAUUCGACCCAGUUUUUGAGC
Mesorhabditis belari is the source of this 318-nucleotide messenger RNA. The record is from the annotation of a GenBank genome assembly. Lineage: Eukaryota; Metazoa; Nematoda; Chromadorea; Rhabditida; Rhabditidae.